Molecule: messenger RNA, 3587 nt
Organism: Antechinus flavipes (yellow-footed antechinus)
Lineage: Eukaryota; Metazoa; Chordata; Mammalia; Dasyuromorphia; Dasyuridae
Gene: XRCC4
Product: X-ray repair cross complementing 4
Exons: 7
Coding region: 108-971 (287 amino acids)
Biological process (GO): positive regulation of ligase activity; response to X-ray; immunoglobulin V(D)J recombination
Cellular component (GO): nucleus; DNA ligase IV complex; DNA-dependent protein kinase-DNA ligase 4 complex
Molecular function (GO): DNA binding
Source: RefSeq, a predicted model, not a curated record
ACGCAAGGGGAGAAAUGUCCUUCUGAUUGGUUACGGCUCAUUCUAUCUCGGGAGCGGGCCUUUUGGAGGAAACCGGAAGCGAAGACUCUAAAGGAGGUGAAUGAAGAAUGGAGCACAAUAUGAGCAGAAUCCAUAUGGUUUCUGAACCCAGUAUAAUUUAUUUUCUACAAGUAUCUUGGGAAAAAGAUCUAGGUUCUGGUUUUGUCAUAACUCUUACAGACGGUCAGUCAGCAUGGAAUGGAACAGUGACUGCAUCUGAGAUUUCCAAGGAAGCUGAUGACAUGGCAAUGGAAAGAGACAAAUAUGUUGAUGAACUGAGAAAAGCAUUGGUGCUGAGAACAGAACCAGCUAAUGUGUACAAAUUUGAUUUUUCAAAAGAGAACUGCCAUUUCUCAUAUGAAAAAAGCCUGAAAGAUGUUUCUUUUAUACUUGGAUCACUGAACCUGCAGAAGGUCUCAAGCCCAGCUGAAGUCAUCCAAGAACUGAUGAGCUAUUGCCUAGACUGUAUGGCUGACCAGCUCGCCAAGAACAGACACCUGCAGAGAGAGAAUGAGAUGCUUCAGAGGGACUGGAGCGAUGUCCAAAAACGUCUUGAAGAAUGUGUGACUGCUAAAGAAAAUCUGGAGGCAGACCUUUAUAAGCGUUUUGUUCUGGUUCUGAAUGAGAAGAAAGCAAAGAUUAGAAGCUUACAGAAAUUGUUAAAACAAGCCCAGCAACCAGAAAAGGAUACACAAGAUGAAAGGGAAUCUGUAGAUGAUACCCAAAGCCAAAAGAAAAGAGAAGCAGUCUAUGAUGAAAGUACUGAUGAAGAAAGUGAAAAUUUACCUGUUCCUUCUAAAGCAGUUCCAGUGACACGAAACUGGAAACUGAGUGGAUGCCCAUCAGUUGGAGAGUGGCUGAAUAAGUUAUGGUGUAUGGAUAUUAUAGAAUAUUAUUAUUCUGAUCAGCAGGACAAUUUCAGAGACACCUAGAGAUACUUACAUGAACUGAUGCUAAAUGAAGUGAGCAAAAGCAAGAGAAAAUUGUACACAGCAACAGCAAAAUUAUACAACGAUCAAUUCUGAUGGACGUGACUCUCUUCAAUAGUGAGAUGAUUCAGGCCAGUUCCAAUGGUCUUGUGAUGAAGAGAGCCAUCUGCAUCCAGAAAGAGGACUGUGGCAACUGAAUGUGGAUCACGACAUAGUAUAUAAUCCUUGCUGUUUAAUCAAUAUUUAUUAACUCAACUUUUUUUCUCUCUGUCUCUAACUUUCUUAUUUGUGUUAUUAAAAGUGCCUGUGUAAAUGUUUCUUGCUGAGUUAUCUGACAACUAUUAUUUGAAAAUAAUAUACUUUUUUGUACAGACUUAAAAUGUUCCCUAUAGGAAUAUUUUUAAAUGCUAACUUUAAUAUGUAAGUCCCAGAUUUACCCUUAAAUGAAUAUAUUGUUGAUCUUCUUAUGCUUUUUUAUGUUGUGUUUGCUUGCAUUUUAUUUUCUUUCUCAUAUUUUUUCUUUUUGAUCUGAUUUUUCUUGUGCAGUAUGAUAUUUAUGGAAAAUGUGUAUAGAAGAAUUGCACAUGUUAAACAUAUAUCGGAUUAUUUGCCAUCUAGGGGAGUUGGGGAAAAGGGAGGGAAAAAAUUUGGAACAUGAAAUUUUGCAAAGGUGAAUGUUGAAAAUUAUCCAUGUAUAUAUUUUCUUUUUUUCUUUUUGUCUUUUUUUAUGUUAAACAUGGUAGAAAUAUAUGUUAAAUCCAAUAUAUACAUACAUAUUUAUAUAAUUAUCUUGCCACACCAGAAAAAUAAAAUCAACCAGAAAAAAAUGAGAAAAAAAGAAUGAAAAUUCUAUGUUGUGAACCACACUCAGUUCUCAGAGUCCUCUCUCUGGGUGUAGAUAACUCUCUUUGUCACUAAACCAUUGGAACUAGAAUCAGUCAUAUCAUUGUUGAAGAGAGCCACGUCCAUCAGAAUUGAUAAUCGUAUAAUCUUGUUGUUGCCGUGUAUAAUGAUCUCCUGGUUCUGCUCAUUUCACUUAGCAUCAUUUCAUGUAAAUCUCCCUAGACCUCUCUGAAAUCAUCCUCCUGAUCAUUUCUUACAGAAUAAUAAUAUGCCAUAACAAUUCAUAUGCCAUAACUUAUUCAGCCAUUCUCCAAUUAAUGGGUAUUCUUUCCUUCCUUUAAGAUCUAUUAGGGAUAUAGCUCCAAACACUGCUGGACCAAAGGGUGUGCAUAGUUUAAUAGGUCUUUGCAUAUAGUUCCAUAUCGCUAUCCAGAAUGGUUGGACAAUUCCACUAACAAUGUAUCAGUAUCCCAGUUUUCCCACAUCUCCUCCAACAUUCAUCUUUAUCUUUUCCUGUCAUCUUAGCCAACCUGAGAGAUAUGUAGUGGUAUCUCAGGGUUGUCUUAAUUUAUCCAUGCAUAUGUUUUGAAAAUAAGCUUUAAUUUAAAAAUAAAUCAAUAAAAUUGUCCCUUUUAUCUUUCUUAAGUUUAGUUGAACAUUCCCUUGAUGAACAAUGACUGACAGUAGGUUUGAUACUUCCCGGAAGUGUUUUGGUUUUCAUCUAAUAUUUCCAUUGGAGCAGCAUUCCUUGCUGUUUAAUCAAUAUUUAUUAACUCAACUUUUUUUCUCUCUGUCUCUAACUUUCUUAUUUGUGUUAUUAAAAGUGCCUGUGUAAAUGUUUCUUGCUGAGUUAUCUGACAACUAUUAUUUGAAAAUAAUAUACUUUUUUGUACAGACUUAAAAUGUUCCCUAUAGGAAUAUUUUUAAAUGCUAACUUUAAUAUGUAAGUCCCAGAUUUACCCUUAAAUGAAUAUAUUGUUGAUCUUCUUAUGCUUAGCCUAUUCAUUUAUAUGCAAAAAAUCUAGCAAAUUAUUUUUUCUGUAAGUCAACAUAUAAACACACUACUUCAAAUUUUAAUGUUUUUUUCUUAUGUUUGAAUUUAUCUAUGAAAUAUAUGAAACUUAUUUUUAUUUAACUAAGAAAUACUAAAGACAAAAAAGUUAUAAAAAAAGAAGGAAAAAAAGAAAAAAUUGAUAAAUAGUUCAUUUCAAAAAUCAUGAUGUCCUAAUAGUAUUUGCCUUUCCAAAAAUAUCCAAAAUCAUAAAAUUAUUACUUUUUUAUUAUAAGCAAAAUGUUAUAUGGUAUUUAUUUAUAAAAAUCUGCUUUUUAAAAAAUGUCUUCCCAAAAAGCAGUAUGAAGAAUCUGUCACCUGUACCAGACUGUCUCUUCUUGAAGCGUGACAGAACAAUAAGAGAGAUAGUGCCUUACUUAUUAUAGGAAUUCUAGUGAAGGCAGGUGUCUUUAUAUAUGAUACUAAUCAUUUUUUAAGAGGAAAAAACAGACAUCAGGGAGUAAUCCCUAUGGCAGUCAGGAGAUUAAAGUGUCAGGAGAUAGAUUUUUCUCUUACAAAUCAUUCUGGAUUGCAUUUCAUUAUAGUGAUGGAAAAUCUAUGACAAUUCUUUGGCUCUAUCAUCUCACACCUAGCCACCAAACCUGUAGAAAAGCUGAUGGAAUAAUGACACUGAUGAUUCACUUUUAUAUAAGUUUAUAAAGCAGUUUUCUCAGUAUUGCAGUUUAUCAACCAAUCAAUAUUUAUUAAGCCUCUAUUCAGGAACU